Messenger RNA from Drosophila navojoa, 1040 nucleotides. RefSeq names its product Juvenile hormone binding protein 7 (gene Jhbp7). The record is from RefSeq and is a predicted model, not a curated record. Gene Ontology annotation, biological process: multicellular organismal reproductive process. NCBI's taxonomy places the organism in Eukaryota, Metazoa, Arthropoda, Insecta, Diptera, Drosophilidae.
UUUACAGUUUAGCAUUGAACUUGGUCGGGAGUUCGCGAAAAGAGCCGUGCGCUGCGUCGCCUUUGAUUCCUGUUCUUGAGGAGUAUUUGCUGCUAAAUAUGCUUUUUGCCGUGUGCUCCGUUUUUCUGUUCGCUUGCCUAACACUAGGUAGCGCCAGCCGUCCAUCCAAUUUUCCCGCCGAACUGCCGAUUUGUCGUUACGGCGACACAGAAUGCAUCAUCAAUGUGUCUCACAAGCUGGUGCGCCAAUAUGCGCGCACGGGCUAUGCACCCGCUGCAUUCCCACAGGUGGAGCCGUUCUUGAUUAAGCGCUUUGAUAUUUCGGAUGGACGCAGCGGCUCGCUGAGUCUCAAGUUGAACUUCCGGGAUGUAAAUGUGGAGGGCUUGUCCGGCGUCAAGUUCGACCGGGCCAUUGGCUUCGAGAGGAAUCCAUCCACAAGUAAGUUUGAAAUGUACGGCGCGUUCUCGAAAAUUGUGCUGCGUGGCAAGUACCUGGCCGAUGGACGCAUUCUGAUUCUGCCCAUACGCGGCGAUGGCGAUGCUGACAUCACCCUGCACAAUCCCAAGUUCUCGGUCAAGUUCAAGCCUGCCACGCAGGUGCGCAACGGACGCACCUACCUAAGCGUAGAUAAGCUCAAGGUCCUCGUGGAGCCACAAAAGAUGAACAUUAAGUUGACCAACCUCUUUAACGGUGACCAAGCAUUGGGCAACAAUUUGAACCAAUUCCUGAACGAGAACUGGUCCGAUGUCUGGAGCGAGCUGCAGCCUUCAGUACAUGUCGCCAUUGCGGAUAUCAUGAAAAGUAUUCUCGCUACACUCUUCAAACGUUUCGCCUACGAGGAUUUAUUUCUGGAGGAAUAAAAAAGCACCGCCCCCACUCUUUGAACGUGACAUAUCUUAAUAUAUCUAUGUAUAACCGUAGUCUAUAAGCCUUUAGCUAUUAACGUGUACGUGUGCGAGUAUUUUUCACCACAAAUAUGCUUCAAUGGACUGUUUUGCUUAAGCAACACUUACGAAUCUAAGCACUUUUAGAAUACCAAC